This is a messenger RNA of Elephantulus edwardii (Cape elephant shrew), 4413 nucleotides long. RefSeq names its product ATP-binding cassette sub-family A member 3-like. NCBI's taxonomy places the organism in Eukaryota, Metazoa, Chordata, Mammalia, Macroscelidea, Macroscelididae. Gene Ontology annotation, biological process: transmembrane transport; lipid transport. The coding region runs from base 1 to 4413 and encodes 1470 amino acids. The transcript has 27 exons. The record is from RefSeq and is a predicted model, not a curated record. Gene Ontology annotation, molecular function: ATP hydrolysis activity; ABC-type transporter activity; ATP binding. Gene Ontology annotation, cellular component: membrane; intracellular membrane-bounded organelle.
AUGGCGAGUGCCCACCAGUCACCUGCGAUGGGGGGUGGUGUGCACCCGCCGGCCGCCAGCAUGGAAGAUAGGUUGCGCGCCCCACUGCCCGUGGUGGGGACGUGUGCCCCGCCACCUACAGGGUACAUCACUGAAGGGUUUCUCAUUUUGCAACACUCUGUGGACAAGGCCAUCAUGCUCUAUUAUGCCAACAUUACUGCUGAAAAGCUGCUUGAUUCUAGCAGCAUUUUUAUGCAGAGAUUUCCAUCCUCAGAAUAUAAAUAUGAUGUAUUUUUUUCAUAUUCUGGAUUUUUCAUUCCCUUAGUCAUCUUAUUUAUGUUCUCUAUCAAUCAUUUUACCCUCAUUCAAUCCAUUGUAUGGGAAAAGGAAAACAGAUUGAAGGAAUACCAGCUGAUGAUAGGACUCAGUAACUGGAUGCUCUGGGCUGCCUAUUUCACGACAUUCUUAGUUUUUUAUCUAAUUGUCAUCUUUUUAUUGUGCUUCAUUUUUUUUAUCAAGAUUGAGCCUGUUCCAAUUCUUCAGCAUAGUGACCCAUCUCUCAUCUUCAUGUUUUUGUUGUGUUUUGCCAUCGCAUCACUACUGUUCACUUUUAUGGUUAGCACAUUAUUUAGUAAAGCUAAUAAUGCUAUCUCUUUUGGAGGAUUCCUAUAUUUUGUCACUUAUUUUCCAUUUAAUAUUGUCUCUCAAAACUAUCCAAAGAUGACACUCUUCCAGAAGUUGGCCUCCUGCCUCUGCUCAAAUAUUGCAAUGUCACUGGGAAUCCAGUCACUAGUGAGGGCAGAAAGCGCUAGUAUUGGAAUUAAAUGGGACAACGUUCUGUCAUCGACAAAUGUGGAUGAUUUUGUCUUUGCCUAUAUAAUGGGAAUGCUCCUAUUUGACGCUUUCUUGUAUGGCCUUGUGACGUGGUACAUAGAAGCUGUAUUUCCAGGAGAGUACGGUGUGCCUAAACCAUGGUACUUUUUCUUGCUGCGCUCUUACUGGUUUGGGAAAUCAACUGAGAAGAUAAAAGAAAGGACCCAAUUUUAUGAGACCUUUGAAAGCAAGUAUUUUGAGCCUGAACCUACUGACUUGGUGGCAGGUAUCCAGAUUAAACAUUUGUGCAAGACGUUUCGAGUGCGGAAUACUACCAGAGUAGCAGUAAAAGACUUGUCUUUAAAUUUGUAUGAGGGACAGAUAACUGUUCUUCUAGGACAUAGUGGAGCAGGGAAGUCCACCACUCUUUCCAUUCUCUCAGGUCUCUUUCCUCCCUCCAGUGGAGAAGCCUAUAUUCAUGGAUAUGACACUUCAAAGGACAUGUUACAGAUCAGGAAAAACCUGGGCUUGUGUCCCCAGCAAGACCUGUUGUUUAAUUACUUGACCGUCUCAGAACACCUUUAUUUCUAUAGUGUGAUCAAAGAAAUACCUCGGAAGGUUCGUUCUUUGGAAAUCUACCGUAUGCUGUCUGCUUUCAACUUGCUGGAAAAACGUAAUGAAUUUUCAAAGUCACUGAGCGGAGGAAUGAAACGCAAACUCUCCAUUAUUAUCGCACUCAUGGGGGGCUCCAAGGUGGUGAUACUUGAUGAACCGACAGCUGGCAUGGACCCAGUUUCAAGGAGGAUCACCUGGGAUCUCCUUCAGUAUUACAAACAGGACCGCACUAUCUUCAUGACCACCCACUACAUGGAUGAAGCUGACGUCCUGGGUGACCGCAUCGCCAUCAUGGCCAAAGGGACCUUGCAGUGCUGCGGCUCUUCAAUCUUCCUGAAACAGAUAUAUGGUGUGGGAUACCACAUAGUCAUGGUAAAGGAACCUCACUGCGAUGUUGACGAAAUCUCCAAGUUGUUUCAUUAUCAUGUACCAACAGCUGCACUGGAGAACAAUGCUGGAGGUGAAUUGUCCUUUAUUCUACCCAAAGAGUACACUCACAGGUUUCAGGCUUUGUUUACUGAUAUAGAAGAGAGACAAAAAGAGCUCGGCAUUGCCAGUUUUGGUGCCUCUGUUACUACUAUUGAAGAAGUCUUUCUUAGGGUCUGUAAUAUGGCAGAUUCUCAGGCUGCUCAAACUUUUCAGACUCCAUUGUAUGAGAACAUAACCUCAAACAAGAACCAGAAUGUGAAUACCUCCACACAUCUUGACACAGCCAAUUCUCCCACCUUUAUGGAUAGCUCUACUGUUAUAUUUAAUACUGGGUGGUCCCACUAUUGCCAGCAGUUCCGAGCCAUGUUCAUCAAGAGGGCCAUGUUCAGCUGGCGCAACUGGAAGCUAAUGUUGCUUCAGAUAAUGGGAUGUCUCGGUAUCAUAACCUUUCUCUUAAAGGUUGAGAACGCUUCACAGCACUACAAUGAAAUUGCCAGGAAAAUGGAUCCGGAGGAAUAUGGGUCAACUGUUGUGCCUUUAUCUGUUUCUGGGAAUUCUAAUUUGGUUAUGACUCUCUUACUACACCUUGAGAAUGUACUGAGGACUAAAAAGCAAAUUCCUCGGAGAGUUCAAGGUAAUGUAGUGGAUUACUUGAUAACAGAUAAAGACUGUAAUCGUGCAUGCAUUGUUGCAUUUUCCAUUGAAGAAAAAAAAAAGGAAAUUGUCUUAACUGCUCUUUUCAACAAUGAGGCGUACCAUUCACCAUCUAUAGCCCUGACAGUGUUAGACAACAUUUUUGUCAAGGCACUUUCUGGCCCUGAUGGCUCCAUAACUGUCUUCAAUAAACCCCAACCACCCUAUGAUGAUGACGAUCUCCCCAGCAAGGAUUCAGCUGGAGGCAUUGUGGCUUUAAAUGUGCAUUUUGGCAUGGCUCUUUUGAUUAGUGGCUUUUGCCUCCUGACAGUGAUUGAGAGAGUCACCAAGACAAAGCAUAUCCAGCUGAUGACAGGAACCUACAUCUUUAUAUACUGGUUUUCUGCCCUAUUGUGGGAUUUCGUCAUCUUCUUCAUUGCCUGCUGCUUACUAAUGGUGAUAUUAAAAUUCUGUAAAGCAGAUGUGUUUGUCAUGGAGGACCACUUUCUGGACACGAUGCUGACCUUCAUCCUGUACGGCUGGUCUACCAUUCCCCUCAUGUACCUGAUGAGUGCUAUGUAUUCGGAAAGUACUGCUGCCUACAUCAAGCUUGUCCUGUUCAACUACUUUUCAGGCAUUUUCAGUCUUCUCAUAGAAAUUACAUUGCAAUACAAACUUGAAGAAAAAAUGUCAAAUUCCACCAGAACCUUCCUGCUAAAUGCAUUACUGUUGUUUCCCAAUUACAACCUCGCAAAGGCUCUUGAGAAUUAUGCUUCCAUUUACCGUGAGAAGGCACUGUGUUACUCUCUAAAAUAUCCUCCUGGCAACAUAGACUGUGCUAAAGUUACUUUUAUCUUUGUGUCUAAGGAUGCAAUUUCCAAGGCAUUACUUGGGGAAUCUGAAGAUGAAGAUGUAGAAAAGGAAAGGAAAAUCAUUUUGGAACUGCCUCCCGAAUUGCUGAGUACCACCAUACUUAUUAAAGAACUCACCAAGAUCUAUUUUAAGUGUCCUCCUAUUCUGGCUGUGAGAAAAAUCUCCCUUAUAAUAAAAAAAGGGGAGUGCUUUGGAUUACUUGGAUUCAAUGGAGCUGGAAAAACCUCUACCUUCCAAAUGUUGACUGGAGAAAAGCCUGCUACUUCUGGGGAUAUGUUCAUUGAAAAUGUUAGCAUCACCAAAAAUAACCUAAAGGUGAGGUCAAAAAUUGGCUACUGUCCUCAGUCUGAAGCCUUGCUGGAGUACAUGACUGGCCGGGAAAUAUUGACCAUGUAUGCCAGAAUAUGGGGAGUCUCUGAGGCCCAGAUUCACUCAUAUGUAAACCAUUGGUUGAAAUCCCUACGUCUGGAAUCCUAUGCUGACAAGUUUAUCUACACCUACAGUGGAGGAAACAAACGUAGACUGAGUACUGUUAUUGCAUUAAUGGGAAAGCCCUCCGUCAUCUUCCUGGAUGAACCAUCGACGGGCAUGGAUCCAGUAGCUCGGCGCCUCCUCUGGGAUCUGGUAACGAAGAUACGUCAAACUGGCAAAGCCAUCAUCAUAACUUCCCAUAGUAUGGAAGAAUGUGAAGCCCUUUGCACGAGGCUGGCCAUUAUGGUGAAGGGGAAGUUUGCAUGCUUGGGCAGCCCUCAAUACCUCAAAAGCAAAUUUGGCGACUUUUACAUCCUGAAGGCCAAAGUCAAGGCUGAUUCAGAUGAGGAUAAAUUGGAUGAUUUUAAAAAGUUCAUCUCAACAACCUUCCCAGGCAGCAUCAUUAAACAGGAGAGUCAAAGGAUUGUUAAUUACUACAUUCCCAGCAAGGACCACAGCUGGGCAAAGGUGUUUGGCAUUUUGGAGGAAGCAAAAGGACAAUUCAAUUUAGAAGAUUAUUCCAUCAGUCAGAUUACACUGGAACACGUCUUCCUGAACUUUUCUCAAGCAGAUAAAACAGAAGACGAGUAUAGAAAAUAG